AUGGGCGCCUACAGGUGGCAACGCAGCGACGGCAUCAGGGCUUGUACCGGGUACUUACACCGUAACGGUAAAAGAUGCCAACAACUGUACGCUUUCCCGUACAGUUUCCAUUACACAACCUGCGGCUCUGAGCGCAACGAUUUCAGGAACAAAUAUCUCCUGCGGCGGUGGCACUAAUGGAACAGCCAGUGUGUCUGUGAGCGGUGGUACAGGUGCUUAUACCUAUAGCUGGACGCCUUCCGGAGGAACAGCUGCCACAGCAACGGGCCUGGGAGCAAACAACUAUACAGUAACGGUAAAAGAUGCUAAUCUGUGUACGCUUACGCGUACCAUUGCCCUGACUGA
This is a messenger RNA of Stylonychia lemnae, 345 nucleotides long. Lineage: Eukaryota; Ciliophora; Spirotrichea; Sporadotrichida; Oxytrichidae. The record is from the annotation of a GenBank genome assembly.